GGACCGAGGAGCCGGCGGCGGCAGCAGCAGCCGGGUUGCUAGGGAUGGAGAGAUCCCGUGUCACCCGGAUGUGAGUGUCAUGUUGGCCCAAACUCUGAGGGAUUUGGCAGCGGCGAAGCAGCAGCGGCAGGAGGAGGAGGAGCAGCAGCAGCCCCUCGCACGUCUCUAGUCACUACAAUGGGGGUCGGGUAGCGCAGGGGCAGCGCGCACCUGGCUCGGGGUGGGGUUGGGGGGCGUCUCUGCCCUUUUCUGUUUUUUCAUUUUCCUCUCACACGCUGGAGAAAGUGAGAAAAAUGCACCAGCAGCAGCAGCCCGAGCAGCACCCUGAAGAGGUGAACUAUGCAAGCAGCACCAGGAUUCCUCUCCCUGGUGACGGACCAGCUAUUCAGUCAAACAGUUCAGCACCAUCCAAGCAAACUGUUCUAUCUUGGCAAGCUGCAAUCGAUGCUGCUAGACAAGCAAAGGCUGCCCAAAACAUGAGUACCACCACAGCCCAGCCUGUAGGAUCUCUGUCCCAAAGAAAACGCCAGCAAUAUGCCAAGAGCAAAAAACAGGGUAAUACGUCCAAUAGUCGGCCACCCCGUGCCCUUUUCUGUUUAUCCCUCAAUAAUCCAAUACGAAGAGCCUGCAUUAGUCUAGUAGAAUGGAAACCAUUUGACAUAUUUAUACUACUGUCUAUUUUUGCCAAUUGUGUGGCCUUAGCUGUUUACAUCCCAUUCCCAGAAGAUGAUUCUAAUUCAACUAAUCAUAAUUUGGAAAAAGUAGAAUAUGCCUUCCUGAUAAUUUUUACAGUUGAAACAUUUUUGAAGAUUAUAGCAUAUGGAUUAUUAUUACACCCCAAUGCAUAUGUUAGAAACGGAUGGAAUUUAUUGGAUUUUGUAAUAGUAAUAGUAGGAUUAUUUAGUGUAAUAUUGGAACAAUUAACCAAAGAAACAGAUGGUGGCAGCCACUCAGGUGGCAAACCUGGUGGCUUUGAUGUCAAAGCCCUAAGAGCCUUUCGUGUAUUGCGACCUCUCCGACUUGUAUCAGGAGUGCCCAGUUUACAAGUUGUCCUGAACUCCAUUAUAAAAGCCAUGGUCCCCCUCCUCCAUAUUGCCCUUUUGGUAUUGUUUGUAAUCAUAAUCUAUGCUAUUAUAGGAUUGGAACUUUUUAUUGGAAAAAUGCACAAAUCUUGUUUUCUUAUUGAUUCAGAUAUCCUAGUUGAAGACGAUCCAGCACCUUGUGCAUUCUCAGGGAACGGCCGUCAGUGCGUCAUGAACGGCACCGAAUGUAAGGGUGGAUGGGUUGGGCCCAACGGAGGCAUAACCAACUUCGACAACUUUGCAUUUGCCAUGCUGACUGUGUUCCAGUGCAUAACCAUGGAAGGAUGGACUGAUGUGUUGUACUGGGUAAAUGAUGCAAUAGGAUGUGAGUGGCCAUGGAUCUAUUUUGUUAGUCUUAUCAUCCUUGGCUCAUUUUUCGUACUUAACCUGGUUCUUGGUGUACUUAGUGGAGAAUUUUCCAAAGAAAGAGAAAAAGCCAAGGCCCGAGGGGACUUUCAGAAGCUGCGUGAAAAACAACAGCUUGAGGAAGACCUGAAGGGAUAUUUAGACUGGAUUACCCAGGCAGAAGACAUUGACCCCGAGAAUGAUGAAGAGGCUGAUGAAGAAGGCAAGAGGAACACGAGCAUGCCCACCAGCGAGACCGAGUCCGUGAACACGGAGAACGUCAGCGGGGAGGGGGAGAGCCCGGCGUGCUGCGGGAGCUUGUGUCAAACCAUCUCAAAAUCCAAGUUCAGUCGACGCUGGCGUCGCUGGAACCGCUUUAACAGAAGAAAAUGUAGGGCUGCAGUAAAAUCUGUCACAUUUUAUUGGCUUGUUAUUGUCUUGGUCUUUUUGAACACUUUAACUAUCUCAUCAGAGCAUUACAAUCAACCUGACUGGCUGACACAGAUCCAAGAUAUCGCAAAUAAAGUUCUUCUGGCUUUAUUCACCUGUGAAAUGUUAGUAAAGAUGUACAGCUUGGGCCUACAGGCCUAUUUUGUUUCUCUCUUUAACCGCUUUGAUUGCUUCGUUGUUUGUGGUGGCAUUGUUGAAACCAUUUUGGUGGAGUUGGAAAUUAUGUCACCCCUUGGAAUUUCAGUGUUUCGCUGUGUUCGUCUCCUGCGUAUUUUUAAAGUAACAAGGCACUGGGCAUCCCUGAGCAACUUGGUAGCAUCCUUGUUAAACUCAAUGAAGUCCAUUGCUUCACUGUUGCUUCUGCUUUUCCUCUUCAUCAUAAUCUUCUCGUUGCUUGGAAUGCAGCUGUUUGGAGGCAAAUUUAAUUUUGAUGAAACUCAAACAAAACGGAGCACCUUCGAUAAUUUUCCACAAGCCCUUUUAACUGUAUUCCAGAUCCUAACAGGUGAAGACUGGAAUGCUGUCAUGUAUGAUGGCAUAAUGGCAUACGGUGGUCCCUCAUCCUCAGGCAUGAUCGUCUGUAUAUAUUUCAUUAUCCUCUUCAUCUGUGGUAACUAUAUCUUGCUAAACGUUUUCUUGGCCAUUGCUGUGGAUAACUUGGCAGAUGCUGAAAGUCUAAAUACGGCUCAGAAAGAAGAAGCUGAAGAAAAGGAAAGAAAAAAGAAUGCGAGAAAGGAGAGUCUGGAAAAUAAAAAAAGUGAGAAGACAGAAGGUGACCAAAAGAAGCCCAAGGAUAGUAAGGUGACAAUUGGCGAAUAUGGAGAAGGAGAGGAUGAGGAUAAAGAUCCCUAUCCCCCCUGUGAUGUACCAGUAGGUGAAGAUGAAGAAGAUGAGGAGGAUGAACCAGAGGUACCAGCAGGCCCACGUCCCCGUAGAAUAUCAGAACUCAACAUGAAGGAGAAGAUCACACCAAUCCCUGAAGGGAGUGCCUUCUUCAUUUUCAGCAGCACCAAUCCAAUUCGAGUGGGAUGCCACAGACUUAUCAAUCACCACAUCUUCACCAAUCUCAUCCUUGUCUUCAUCAUGCUGAGCAGUGUUUCCUUGGCAGCAGAAGAUCCUAUUCGCAGCCACUCUUUUCGAAAUAAUAUACUUGGUUACUUUGACUAUGCUUUCACAGCCAUCUUUACUGUUGAAAUCCUGUUAAAGAUGACAGCUUUUGGAGCAUUCCUUCAUAAAGGGUCCUUCUGCAGGAAUUAUUUUAAUUUGCUGGAUUUGCUGGUUGUGGGCGUUUCUCUGGUAUCAUUUGGGAUUCAAUCAAGUGCUAUCUCAGUCGUGAAGAUUCUCAGAGUUUUAAGAGUCUUGAGACCUCUAAGGGCAAUAAACAGAGCAAAAGGACUUAAGCACGUCGUUCAAUGUGUCUUUGUGGCUAUUAGAACUAUUGGUAAUAUCAUGAUUGUUACAACUCUGCUGCAAUUCAUGUUUGCUUGUAUUGGGGUGCAGCUAUUUAAGGGAAAAUUCUACAAGUGCACUGAUGAGGCAAAACAGAACCCCGAGGAAUGCCGAGGGAUUUACAUCGUUUACAAGGACGGAGAUGUCGACAGUCCCAUGGUCAAAGAGAGGGUCUGGCAAAACAGUGACUUCAACUUUGAUAAUGUUCUGUCUGCUAUGAUGGCCCUUUUCACAGUCUCCACCUUUGAAGGCUGGCCAGCGCUGCUAUACAAAGCCAUUGAUUCAAAUGGCGAGAAUGUAGGACCUGUAUACAACUAUAGAGUGGAAAUCUCCAUUUUUUUCAUCAUCUAUAUCAUCAUUAUUGCUUUCUUUAUGAUGAACAUAUUUGUUGGUUUUGUGAUUGUUACAUUCCAAGAACAGGGAGAGCAAGAGUACAAGAACUGUGAGCUGGACAAAAAUCAGCGUCAGUGUGUAGAGUAUGCCUUGAAGGCACGUCCUCUCCGUAGAUAUAUUCCAAAAAACCCUUACCAGUACAAGUUCUGGUAUGUGGUGAAUUCUACUGGAUUCGAAUACAUCAUGUUUGUCCUCAUCAUGCUGAACACCCUUUGCUUGGCCAUGCAGCAUUACGGACAGUCUAAGCUAUUUAAUGAUGCGAUGGACAUUAUGAACAUGGUUUUCACAGGAGUGUUCACUGUUGAAAUGGUUUUGAAACUGAUUGCAUUCAAACCCAAGGGCUAUUUUAGUGAUGCCUGGAAUACGUUUGACUCCCUCAUCGUUAUUGGCAGCAUAGUAGACGUCGUUCUCAGUGAAGCUGAUCACUAUUUCACUGAUGCAUGGAACACUUUUGAUGCCUUAAUUGUUGUUGGUAGCGUCGUUGAUAUUGCUAUAACAGAAGUUAAUAACUCUGAGGACAGCGCUCGCAUCUCCAUCACUUUUUUCCGUCUCUUCCGCGUGAUGAGGUUGGUGAAGCUGCUGAGCAGAGGAGAAGGGAUCAGAACAUUACUCUGGACAUUUAUCAAGUCAUUUCAGGCUCUGCCUUACGUUGCCCUUCUGAUUGCCAUGCUGUUCUUCAUCUAUGCUGUCAUUGGAAUGCAGGUAUUUGGAAAAGUUGCUAUGAGGGACAACAAUCAAAUAAACAGAAACAACAAUUUUCAGACUUUCCCCCAAGCUGUGCUUCUUCUCUUCAGGUGUGCUACUGGAGAAGCCUGGCAGGAAAUCAUGCUGGCAUGUUUGCCUGGAAAGCGCUGUGAUCCAGAAUCUGAUUAUAAUCCUGGGGAAGAAUACACAUGUGGAAGCAAUUUUGCCAUCAUUUAUUUUAUCAGUUUUUACAUGCUCUGUGCAUUUUUGAUUAUAAACUUAUUUGUGGCUGUCAUUAUGGAUAAUUUUGAUUAUUUGACACGUGACUGGUCUAUUCUGGGCCCCCAUCAUUUGGAUGAAUUCAAAAGAAUAUGGUCAGAAUAUGACCCCGAAGCAAAGGGAAGGAUAAAGCACCUCGAUGUGGUGACACUGCUGAGACGGAUUCAGCCACCGCUUGGUUUUGGCAAGUUGUGCCCUCACCGAGUGGCCUGCAAGAGGUUAGUAGCCAUGAAUAUGCCACUAAAUAGUGAUGGGACCGUCAUGUUCAAUGCUACUUUAUUUGCUUUGGUUAGGACUGCUCUAAAGAUAAAAACAGAAGGUAACCUGGAGCAAGCCAAUGAAGAACUUAGAGCAGUCAUAAAGAAAAUAUGGAAGAAAACGAGCAUGAAAUUACUUGACCAAGUGGUCCCUCCUGCUGGCGAUGAUGAGGUAACCGUGGGGAAGUUCUAUGCCACCUUCCUGAUACAGGACUACUUUAGGAAAUUCAAGAAACGCAAAGAACAAGGACUGGUGGGGAAACAUCCUGCGAAGAACACCACGAUUGCUCUGCAGGCAGGACUAAGGACACUUCAUGAUAUUGGCCCAGAAAUACGCCGAGCUAUAUCCUGUGACUUGCAAGAUGAUGAACCAGAGGAAAACAAUCCAGAGGAGGAGGAAGAAGUUUAUAAAAGGAAUGGUGCCCUCUUUGGCAACCACAUAAACCACAUUAGCAGUGACAGACGAGAUUCAUUUCAGCAAAUCAACACCACACACCGUCCCUUACACGUCCAGCGGCCUUCAAUCCCCUCUGCGAGUGAUACUGAGAAAAACAUGUAUCAUCAGGCAGGAAACUCUGUGUACCACAACCAUCACAAUCACAACUCGGUAGGAAAGCACGUUCCAAACUCAACAAAUGCCAAUCUCAAUAAUGCCAACGUGUCCAAAGUCCAUGGAAAACACACAGGUUUUGGAAAUCGUGAGCACAGAUCUGAAAACAGAUACCACUCCCACUCCAGGACUGACCACGAGAAGCGUAGAAGGCCAAGCAGUAGGAGAACACGCUACUAUGAAACAUAUAUUAGAUCUGACACUGGUGAUGGGCGCCGACCUACCAUUCGCAGGGAAGAACAUGAAGUGCAAGACUAUUGCAAUGAUGAUCAUUAUUUGGCAGAGCAGGAGUAUUACAGUGGAGAAGAAUAUUAUGAGGAUGACAGUAUGUUGUCAGGAAACAGACAUAGAUGUGAUUACCACUGUAGAUAUCACUGCCAUGACUCAGAUUUUGAGAGACCAAAAGGUUACCAUCACCCACAUGGUUUUUUUGAGGAAGAUGAUUCACAGAUGUGUUAUGAUACAAAAAGAUCUCCUAGGAGACGGCUGCUACCUCCAACACCACCACCACACAGACGAUCUUCCUUUAAUUUCGAAUGCCUCCGCCGACAGAGUAGCCAAGACGAGAUCCCACUCUCUCCUAAUUUCCACCAUCGCACAGCUUUGCCACUUCACUUAAUGCAGCAGCAGGUGAUGGCUGUGGCAGGCCUGGACUCCAGCAAAGCUCAUAAACAUUCACCGAGUCGCUCGACGCGUUCCUGGGCCACCCCGCCUGCCACCCCUCCCAACAGGGACCGCUCCCCCUAUUACACCCCCCUGAUCCAGGUGGACAGGGCUGACUCCACAGAGCACAUGAACGGCAGCCUGCCUUCCCUGCACAGGAGCUCCUGGUACACGGACGACCCCGACAUCUCCUACAGGACCUUCACACCAGCCAGCCUGACCGUCCCCAACGACUUCAGGCACAAACACAGCGACAAGCAGAGGAGUGCAGACAGCCUGGUGGAAGCGGUACUUAUAUCUGAAGGCCUGGGAAGGUAUGCAAAGGACCCUAAAUUUGUUUCAGCUACAAAACACGAGAUUGCUGAUGCCUGUGACAUGACUAUUGAUGAGAUGGAGAGUGCAGCAAGUAACCUUCUCAAUGGAAAUAUCAGCAAUGGGGCCAACGGGGAUAUGUUUCCAAUUUUAAGCAGACAAGAUUACGAACUUCAAGAUUUUGGUCCUGGCUACAGCGACGAAGAGCCGGAAACGGGACGAUAUGAAGAGGACUUAGCUGAUGAAAUGAUAUGCAUUACAAGCUUAUAGUACUUAGCAAGGAAAAAUGUUCUAAUAACAGAAAAAGUGCCUCAUAGUUUCACGAUGCUAGGCACUAGCUGGAAUGAAUAACCAAUCCAAGUUUUGUAUGAGUGAUGUCACACCUCAAGGAAGCCAUAACUAAUAAAUUUAUUAUCUCCAGGUUGCCGAAAUGUGAACAGAGCUGCAGUAGGUCAAGUCUCCUCCCACAGAACUUUCAGUUCCUCUGUAGGAAUAAGGUUAUUUUGAAACCAAGCAGAUUGUGACAAUCAGUUUUUUGAGGGCUAGAGCAGGAUUCUGAGGUGUAAUAUCUUGCCUGUCUUUCAACCUUGUGCUGCUGUCCUUCCUAGUAGAGCAGGAUUUUGUCAGUGACAAUGUCUGUAGAGGUCUGGCACAAGAUUGUGCGGGAAACAGCACCAUGAGAUGAGUGAUGACAACCAAUAAUGUCAUUACCUCAGUGCUCAAAAGCAUAUCAGAUACCAUUGCAUAUCCAUUCUAACAUUGUUCUCAAACUUGCCUCCUGAUUUCUUUUCUUAAUGCUCUUCUAAAAUACAAUUUGUCAUGCUCUACCUGUUAGAGAUCGUUGGAAAAAGAAGUUAUAUAAAGAAUAAUCUGUCAUAUGUAACAUCAGUUUACAUAGGAAAAUAUCAUUCAGAUGGUCUGUUUUAUGACUAUCAUGUUAAGGGCAAAAUAUACUGGAAUAAUUGCAUUCUUACUAAUGCACUUGCAACCAGGUUAUAGUAGAAUUAGAUAAGAUAGUUUGCUAAAAAUUAUAUAGUAGAAAAUAUUGUAAAUUAAUUGUAAUAUACAAUGAUUUGUAUUUGUAAAGAGAUGUUCUAUAUUUUGUAAUUAUUGUACCGUAAUUGAACUGCAGCAAUAUUUAUGGACCCUAAUUAUUGUAACUCUCCACAGAAUUCUAGAUAGAAGUAUUUUUACUUGGAAUAUAUAGAUCUAUAGCUUAAAUAUUUAAAUAGAGCCACCUCUCAGUGUAAAUCUCUUUUUGGGAUAAAGUGUCAAGUUUGAACUUGGCAACAGAUCAGAUUUUGUUUUUUAAUAAUUGAGUCUAAUAAAUCUCUCUGCAAAAGGGAUGCACCGUUGACUACUUAGUCUUAUACUUGGAAAGGUAAAAAAAUUUAAAGUAAUUUCAACUUUUUUUUCUGACUGAAAAGUAAGUUCUAAUUUUAUUUUUGUAAUAACCCCAUGCAAAAAAGCCCCAAACCCAAAAACCUUGGCAAGUUCAUGCCAGGGUAUUCCUGGUCAUGAGGCAAUUAGUUUUGACAAAGCGUAAUACCUACGUACCUUAAACUGACACAGAAAAUAUCUGAGGCAGAAAAUACUUCACAGGUAAAUGAAAAUGCUUUACUUGAGUACCAUUUUCUCUGCUUGGAAAGAGAAGAAAUGUGAUAGUAUGAUUCUACACAGAACCAAAAACCUUGAUAUAAAAAAUAUUUUAUUUUAUUGCCUCUUCCUUUCUGUUGUUCUAUGUGUACUAUUUCAAAGAUUUAUUUUUAUGCAAUCAAGAGAGGGCUUCGCUAUUGUUCACAAUGCAGUAAAAUCCUGAAAUGUCUUUGAGGCUGAAAUGACCUUGGAGGAUAAUUAAAACACCCUGAAAGCUACUGUCUACUUUGUUAGCACUGGAUAACAAUGACUUGUUCUAACAAGUUAUCUUAUCAGGUUUUACCUGUAGUUCCUAUGCUAGAUAGCAAUCCAGUUCACAUUUUUACAAAUGUGAUGUUUAAAACAUGUCAAUAAACAUUUUGUACAUAAUGACAGUUUCCUAUGAAUAGCUUACAGACUUCCUCUGAAAUCAUUCUUAUUUCAAAUGCCAGGAUAAGAACUUAAAGGUUUGUAAAUGAUUUCUUGACCUACAUCAUUUUGUAUUAAAACAAAUGCAAAAUGUUCUCCAAAUAAAACUGUGUAAUAAUUUUAUUAUACUU
Messenger RNA from Prinia subflava (tawny-flanked prinia), 8719 nucleotides. RefSeq names its product calcium voltage-gated channel subunit alpha1 D (gene CACNA1D). The transcript has 48 exons. Gene Ontology annotation, biological process: calcium ion import across plasma membrane. The coding region runs from base 294 to 6794 and encodes 2166 amino acids. Gene Ontology annotation, molecular function: high voltage-gated calcium channel activity. Gene Ontology annotation, cellular component: membrane; voltage-gated calcium channel complex. The record is from RefSeq and is a predicted model, not a curated record. NCBI's taxonomy places the organism in Eukaryota, Metazoa, Chordata, Aves, Passeriformes, Cisticolidae.